Messenger RNA from Arabidopsis lyrata subsp. lyrata, 1647 nucleotides. RefSeq lists its product as uncharacterized. NCBI's taxonomy places the organism in Eukaryota, Viridiplantae, Streptophyta, Magnoliopsida, Brassicales, Brassicaceae. The transcript has 5 exons. The record is from RefSeq and is a predicted model, not a curated record. Bases 261 to 1496 code for a protein of 411 amino acids. Gene Ontology annotation, molecular function: DNA-binding transcription factor activity; DNA binding.
AUAUCUGUUGCCAUCAUAUACAUAUUUCAACAUAUAUGUUGAGUCGGAGAGAGAGAGAGGGGGAGAAAAAGGAAUGAUGGAUACAAGCAUCCAAAAAGUCAUACACAUAGACCUUCAAAAGUCUUCACCUUAAAUUCCUAACACAUAUGUAUGAGUAUGUGAUCUUUGUUUGAUCUUUGUCCAAAGAACUCCAAGAUAGACCAAAAAGGUUCAACCCCCAAAACAAACAACACAAAACAGCCAAAUAGCUAGAGACCAAGAUGAGAUCAAGCAGCCAAAAUUCUGAAAACUCCAAGACUUGUCUAUCUAACAACUUCAAAGCAACCACCAAGAACGAAGAAGAUAAAGAUGAAGAGGAUGAUGAAGAAGGCGAAGAGGAUGAAGAAGAUAGAUCGGGAGAUCAGAGCCCAUCUAGCAAUAGCUAUGUGGAAGAGAGUGGGAGUCACCAUCAUCAUGAUCAGAACAAGAAGAAUGGUGGAUCCGUGAGGCCGUACAACCGCUCAAAGACUCCAAGGCUGCGAUGGACACCGGAGCUCCAUAUUUGCUUUCUUCAAGCUGUGGAGAGAUUGGGUGGACCAGAUAGAGCAACACCAAAGCUUGUUCUUCAAUUGAUGAAUGUCAAGGGGCUAAGUAUUGCCCAUGUCAAGAGCCAUCUUCAGAUGUACAGGAGCAAAAAGACCGAUGACCCUAAUCAAGGAGAUCAAGGAUUUUCUUUUGAACACGGAGCUGGUUACACUUACAACCUUAGCCAACUUCCAAUGCUACAAAGUUUUGAUCAAAGGCCUUCUUCUAGUUUAGGAUACGGAGGUGGUUCGUGGACUGACCACAGACGACAGAUCUACCGUAGCCCUUGGAGAGGCUUAACAACACGAGACAGUACAAGAACAAGACAAACACUGUUUAGCUCACAGCCUGGCGAGAGAUUCCACGGAGUUAGCAAUAGUAUUCUUGACGAUAAGAACAAAACUAUUUCGUUUCGAAUCAAUUCUCAUGAAGGGGUUCAUGAGAACAAUGGAGUAGCUGGAGCUGUUCCAAGAAUUCAUAGAAGUUUUCUUGAAGGUAUGAAAACGUUUAACAAAUCAUGGGGACAGAGCCUCUCUUCCAAUCCUAAGUCCUCGACCCCAACAAUACCACAAGAUCAUAUUGCUACAACACUAAAUUCUUAUCAAUGGGAGAAUGCUCGAGUGGCAGAAGGAUCAGAGAAUAUUUUGAAGAGGAAGAGAUUAUUAUUGUCUGAUGACUGCAAUAAGUCAGACCAAGAUUUGGAUCUAAGCUUGUCCCUUAAGGUACCUCGGACACACGACAAUCUUGGAGUAUGCUUGUUAGAAGAUGAAGAAAAGGAACAUGAUGAUCAUCAAGAUAGCAAGGGUUUGUCUCUUUCAUUAUCUUCGUCGGGUUUAUCAAAACUCGGCCGAGCCAUUAGGAAAGAAGAUCAAAGUGAUCAUAAAAAGAGAAAGAUUUCGGUCUUGGCAAGUCCCCUUGAUCUCACUCUGUGAAUAUAUAUAUAUCAUAACUUAUGUACGUAUAUUCUAAGUGAGAUCUUGUGGUACUUGUUGAUGAAAGACGGUUCUGUAUUGUUUAUCAUUCGUUGCAUACUUGUGACAAGACCCAUAAUUAAGGAAAUAAUAGAGACAUUUUUUAACGUUA